Molecule: messenger RNA, 3072 nt
Organism: Thunnus maccoyii (southern bluefin tuna)
Lineage: Eukaryota; Metazoa; Chordata; Actinopteri; Scombriformes; Scombridae
Gene: slc12a8
Product: solute carrier family 12 member 8
Exons: 14
Coding region: 204-2438 (744 amino acids)
Biological process (GO): cell volume homeostasis; potassium ion import across plasma membrane; chloride transmembrane transport
Cellular component (GO): membrane
Molecular function (GO): potassium:chloride symporter activity
Source: RefSeq, a predicted model, not a curated record
UGCAAAGCAGCAACACACCCUGGAAGUGAACCAGUCGCAACACAUUCGCCUAACAUUACCUGCUGCUGACGUUUUCAGAAAACACGUUGUCAGUUCUGACAGAUUCAUCACCGGAGCAAGAUGGAAACCAUGAACUGAGUUAUCUUUUUUUUCCCCUUCUUUUCUCCUCAGCAUGGAUUGAUGUCACUCUGUGAAAGGCUGCAAUGGAUACACUGCCAGUAGGUUGGACAGUGCACACCUGUGACCAGGAGGUAUACGGGGCAGGACUGCUGAAAGGAGCAGCUGAUAACAACACAAACACACAUGUCCAUGAUCUGUUCCAUGAGGAUGCACAGGGCCUCCGGCAGUCUAGCCAGCCAUGGUGGAGGAUCAAACUGUUUGUGUGGGAGCCGGUACUCUUCGGUACCUGGGAUGGCGUCUUCACCACAUGCAUGAUCAACAUAUUUGGUGUGGUUUUGUUCCUACGCACAGGCUACUUGGUGGGGAACACGGGUGUGCUGCUCGGGAUGCUCCUUGUCUCCAUGGUUGUGCUGGUUGCUUUAGUAACAGUGAUGUCAGGGAUAGGAGUGUGUGAGCACUGUGGUGUUGGGAGUGGAGGAAUCUACUCCAUGAUCUCCACUGUGCUGGGCGGCAGGGUUGGGGGCACUGUGGGCCUCCUCUAUGUGUUUGGACAGUGCGUGGCUGGGGCCAUGUACAUCACAGGCUUCUCUGAGUCAGUGGCAGAGCUGCUGGGUCUACAGAGCCAGUGGGCGGUGCGCGGCAUGUCGGCGGCAGUGCUGCUGGCCCUGCUCGGAAUCAACCUGGCUGGUGUCAAGUGGAUUGUCCGACUCCAGCUGCUGCUGCUGGCUGUGCUGGCUGUCUCCACGCUGGACUUUGUCAUUGGCACCUUUACACAUCUUGACCCAGAGCACGGUUUCAUUGGUUAUUCACCUGGUCUGCUCAGCAGCAACGUGAUGCCAGAUUACAGCCCGGGGGAAAACUUCUUCACUGUCUUUGGGGUCUUCUUCCCUGCUGCUACAGGGGUUAUGGCAGGCUUCAACAUGAGCUCAGACCUUCAGCGGCCUGAACACAACAUCCCUGUGGGAACUCUGGCAGCUGUCUUCACCUCGUGGUUCCUGUAUCUGGUCUUUGUCUUCCUCCUGGGGGCCAUCUGCACCAGAGAAGCACUGCGCUAUGACUUCUUAAUAGCAGAAAAGGUCUCCUUGGUGGGUUUCCUGUUUCUGCUGGGCCUCUACAUCUCCUCCCUCGCUUCCUGCAUGGGCGGCCUGUAUGGAGCACCCAGGAUCCUCCAGUGCAUCGCCCAAGAGAGGGUCAUCCCCGCUCUGGCCUUCCUGGGAAAAGGGAAAGGCCCAAACAGGACUCCGGUGGCAGCGAUCUGUCUGACCAGCCUGCUGACCAUGGCCUUCAUUUUCAUCGGCAAGGUCAACGUUCUGGCCCCCAUCGUCAGCAUCAACUUCAUGCUCACCUACAGCUUUAUCGACUACUCCUACUUCAGCGUGGCCAUGACCUUCCAGCUACAGACUAAAGAGAGCAGGGAUGUCUUCAUCCUGACCAGAAGCAACCAGCGGAGGUCCACCAGGCAGGGCUCCAGGCCUCUGAUUGAGGCCACUCUCCCAAACUACGGGAGUGGAGGCGAGAGUCCACAGAUUAAAGGCACUCUGUUGGAGUUCACCAAGGACAUGGAUCAGAUCUUUCCCUCCGUCCAAAAUGGAGAUGCUGGAGCUGAGAAGACUUCCGCCAUGCAAGAGCUGAGCAGCAGAUGCAAGAACAGAAAGGUUACUGCGAAGCAGAAACUGAUGGAUAGCUUUGGCUUGGAUCUGAACAGAAAUAUGUUUUCAGAAGAGAAAGAAGAGGAGAUCAGUUCAACUCAACCACAGGAGGAAGCUGAGAUGCGAUGUGGGAGCGGGGAGCCCAGGACCAGGGAAGAGCCACAAACAAAAACCUGCCAUGCUGAGCAAGAGCCAUCUUUUGGGCCUCAGAGUCACAGCACAGGUGCUGGAGGUAAAGCGGGGCAUCAGAGCUUUGAAAUCAAACCCAUGGCAGAUUCAUACUAUGCAAAGUUCUGCAACCACUGGGUCGCUCUUAUAGGUGCUUUGAGCUCCAUAUUGAUCAUGUUUGUUAUUCAGUGGGUUUACGCCUUAGCAAACAUAGUCAUUGCCUUGCUGCUUUUCUUCUACAUCGGGAAAACCAGUCCUGGACUACCCAUAGGUAUUGCAGCUCGAUUCAGCUUUUUCACAUGGCUCAAAUCAACAUUAAGUGGCAUUUGCAGGGGAAAAGGAUCUCCCCGGGAUGAGAUCGUAGUGACACCCUCUCUGUCCGGGGUCGGCCUGAAAACCAAGCAGCUGACGGAGGAAAAUGCUGACUUUGCCUCUCGUCACCGCUAUCACCAAUCCUCAUUCAUCAGGACAGACGAAAUGGUGCAACCGUCACUCCACUGACUGACAUAAACACUUCUGCCGCUACAGUACAUGUGAAUGUUCACAGCCUGAAACCAUUUUCUGCCUCAAACAAUGUCUCGUGUCACUCUGAUCAACCACAUUCUGCACACAUUUUCUAUUUCAGAGAGACCUACAGUGGCUCAUUUUCUUGUGGUGGUCAAAGGAAAUAUGAGCUAAGUUUUUUCUUGAGUUGCACAAAGUGUGUACGUGUGUGUCUGUGUGUGUGUGUGUGUGUGAGAGAGAGAGAGAGAGAGAGAUGUCUUUAGACUGAAUGUAGCUGUAGUUGGCAGGGCUCUGUCUUCCAUAACAGUAAACUGAAUUAAAACUAAAAAAAAUAAUUUAUUUUGUCUUCAUAUACUCAAUGGAUUUAACUCUGACUGAUGGAAUUAUCAGUCUUCUCUGUUAAAAGUUAUUGUUGUCAGUUAACUGUACUGUUGUGUGCAGCCACCACUGUGCUCAUGUGGCAUAAAUAUUGUAUGUGUAACACAAAGGUUUCAUUUAAAUGCGUAUGUUAACUUCUGUAUGUGUUCAGUUCAUUGUUCAUUGAAUACUAUUGCCACGGUUGUUGUUGUUCUGCUUUUCUUGGUUAUUAAACUUCAGAGGUGACGCAGGAGGUGUUCUCUUGCAGACAGAA